ACACGCUGAGAUAUUUACACUGAAGUGCUCGGUAAACCCGCGCGCUGACGAAUCCCUCGGACUCACCGUGAUGACCACAACCACGUGGUGAAGUCAGUCCUAUAUAAAUCUCUCUCUCCAACCGGCUGCCUUCAGAUGUGCAUGUGUGUGCUGGCACAGCGACUGUUGUUUUCCACCAGAAGGAACAGAGGAGUGCGUAAACCGAAAAGGAAAUCGCUUUUGCCUGCUCUUACAGUAGUUUAUCCCAUCACUCCGUACUCUUCUUUUCUGUCAGGCAACUUUAGGACGCGUGAGACAGGUACAGCUUUAUUUUCUUCAGCAUCUGCUGGUGCCAAACGCAGGGAGGAGGAGAGGCGAUGCGCCUUGCGGAGUGAGCAGAGGCUUUUUUCUGGACCUCCACAUCUUCUCAUACAGUGAGGGCGAGUGGGAGGCGUGAUCGUGCGGCGCUUUGGAGAGAGUUCGCGGCGUUCUGAUGCGGUGGAGGUGCGCGCAAGAAGCCCGCAGGCGACGCGUCUGUCCAAAACAAGCGCAUCAACAGAGCUUUGCGAAGCAGAAACUUUUGAUGGCCAAAUCAACGGCUGUUUUAGUGCCUUGUCAUUCAGUGCACGCACUUUGAAGUGAUUUGGAAUGAAGAUCUUAGCUUCUCUCCCGCAUAUAACGGAUCUGACAGACCAUUUCGCGCUGGCACCUCGGAUGGAUUUGCAGGUACAAUAAACAGAGACGUUGAUAAUAGUGCGCGGACGCGCAAAAGUGAAAUUAGGCUUCGCCGUCGAGUUGAAAUGAUUGGCCUUCUGCGUAACUUAAUCCACUAAUUAGCAUUUUCAAACUCGCUUCAGCUACAAAAACAAAAGCACAAAAUGAACUUGUACGUCUUGAGCCUCCUUCUGACCUUGGAUUUAGCCACAGUGGCCGUCAGCUUAUCCACAUGCAGCACUCUGGACAUGGAGCAGUUCAAAAAGAAGCGGAUCGAGGCCAUCCGCGGUCAGAUCCUCAGUAAACUCAAGCUGAGCAGUCCUCCCGAGAUCUACCCCGAGCCCGAGGAGGUGUCCCGGGACAUCAUCGCCAUCUAUAACAGCACACGGGACCUGCUGCAGGAGAAAGCCAACGAGCGAGCGGCCACCUGCGAGAGACAGCGCAGCGAGGAGGAGUACUACGCCAAAGAAGUGCACAAGAUAGACAUGCAGCCCUUCUACCCUGCCGAGAAUGUAAUUUCUCCAACACAUUACAACCCGUACUUCAGGAGGCUCAGGUUUGACGUGAGCUCCAUGGAGAAGAACGCCUCGAACUUGGUGAAGGCAGAGCUCAGGAUCUUCAGGCUGCAGAACUCAAAGGCCCGUGUGUCUGAGCAGCGCAUUGAGCUUUACCAGAUUUUAGGUCAUAAGGACCUCACGUCACCCACGCAGCGCUACAUUGACAGCAAGGUGGUGCGCACCCGUACCGAGGGCGAGUGGCUGUCCUUUGACGUGACGGAGGCCGUCAGCGAGUGGCUCCUGCACAGAGACAGAAACAAUGGAUUCAAGAUCAGCCUGCACUGUCCCUGCUGCACAUUUGUGCCGUCAAAUAAUUACAUCAUCCCCAACAAGAGCGAGGAGCUGGAGGCGCGCUUUGCAGGUAUAGAUGACAGCUUUGUGCACGGAGGGGAUCUGAAGAUGUUUAAAAAGCGGCGCCACAGCGGCCAGUCUCCGCACCUGCUGCUGAUGCUGCUUCCUUCGUACCGGCUGGAGUCGCAGCACAAGAGCCACAGACAGAAACGCGCUCUGGACGCGGCCUUCUGCUCCAGAAAUGUGCAGGACAACUGCUGUUUACGCUCUCUCUACAUCGACUUCAAGAAGGAUCUGGGUUGGAGGUGGAUCCACGAACCCAAGGGAUAUAACGCCAACUUCUGUGCGGGAGCCUGUCCGUAUCUGUGGAGUGCAGACACCCAGCACAGCAAUAUCCUUGGCCUCUACAACACCAUUAAUCCAGAAGCAUCCGCAUCUCCUUGCUGUGUGUCUCAGGAUCUGGAACCCCUCACAAUCCUUUACUACAUCGGAAAAACGCCCAAAAUCGAGCAGCUCUCCAACAUGAUUGUUAAGUCCUGCAAGUGCAGCUAGGAACCGAUCAGCUCCAUUUCCGAGAACACGCAUUCACACAAACAAACACACGGUAAUUUAAAACCCAAUCACACACAUGCUGGGAAGAGUAAUUCCUGCAGACUCUCAAAAAACAAGAUCAUUGGAUAAAAAACACACACAUCUGAACGUGUGAACUUGUGCUGGAAACGGCCCUGUCGGCAUGUGUCACAUCACCCGCUCAUCACUCUAUGGAUGUGAGUUUGGCAAACACUGGAAGUACGUGAUAGGUGUCUAUAUGUGAAGCAAGUGGAAGAGAAAAUCCCUUGUUCCAUUAAUUUCAAACAAACACUUCUGUUUUUUUUUUUUUUUUUGUUUUUUUUUUAAGUCGUUGUUGUUGUUGUUGAUUUUGUUUCCCUCAAUAAUACGGAUAUUGUUUGUUUGGUAAUAUAUAAAUCCCACGAUAUUGUUCACCAGUACUGGUGAAGAGCUGGAAACUUCUGGCGAACAGUUGCCGCAAACUGUACAGUUGUCACAAACGAACUUCGAGUAUGGUGCAAAUAAAGCGUUUUUGCAUAAGGGUUGGCGACAGAAAGACAUGAAAUAUUCCGGAAGGUUAAUGCAAGCCUCAGAAAGACCUUAAAUGGUGUAAAUAAAAAGUCCAAGACCAACAAGUCGUGUUGUUCCAAGCAGCCAAAGACAUUUUGUUCCAUUGCAGACAGUCAUUUAGAAUCAUUCUCUACACAAGUACACAACUGCAGAUGAAAUGCUUCAAAGCAAUACAGAACAAACAAAACAAAUAGAAUUUCCAUCAGAUGUCUGUGUAAUUAAGCCAAAUGUUUUAUUAUGCAGAUAUAAACAUGUAGACAUUGCUCUUCAAACUGUUGCUCUGCCAAGAUCUGAAAGAGAGAAGCGACCAUAGAAGUAUGCUAGCGUGCACUGUAGCGCCCCUGAGAAUGCAACGUGUACUUGUGAUAUUUAGUUGUGUUUCAGAACUUAACAGCGUGUGAAACUGAGCUUGCAAAGCAAGAAGUGUUUAUGAUUAUGUACGUAUAUGUGGAAGUACGUUAAACGCUGUAUUCUGAAGUUUAAAAAUGUUUGUCUACAAAUUUAUGUCUAGCUAGUUCUUAUUCUUUUGUAAACAUUACAAAAAAAGGUCCCAGGCAGAAAUGGUGCCAGAAGUUAGUUUCUUUAGGAUGGACGGAAGAUAGUCUGUACUGUAUUUUAAGGUGAUGUUGUUACAGUGUAAUUACAUGAAUAUGUACUGAUUAAUAUUGCUAGUGCUUACUGUAGGGUUACGUACACGUAACGGUCACCUUAAAAUAGUGUUCACACACUGUUUGCUUGGUUUGAGAACAAUUCACAAAAGAAAUCAGCUGCAAACAGCCACAAAUUUCUGAAAAGAAUGGCCGUGACUUUUAGAUACUCACUGCGCAGAGCUUUACCAAACAUGUAGGGCCUGGUUAAACUGGAAUACGGGUGGUUAGUAAAUAACACGCUGGUUUUUGUGCUGAAAUACAGCAUGCAAAAGUGGCAACUUCGAGAAUGCACCCCAUAGUCCCUUAUUAGAGCAGGUGAAGCUGUGAUGUCACCAACUCGACAGUGCUGAAAGGAUGUGAUGUCAUCGGAGACUGAGGCGAGGGCGGGUCAUUAGCAAUAGGUAUGUUUACAUGCACCGAUCGAAACGAAUCCAGAUCGAAUCACAGCCUCAAAUUCUGUUUGCGUGAAUAUAUUUGAUUGCAUGUGCAUUGCAUUUAUUCCGAAACUGUAGCGCAUUUGCAGUUCCCAUUCAGAACUGGACGUAUCUAAAAAGAAAGCGGACUUGGAAGCGGAUUGUUUUCUAGGAGUAUGUAAAUAAACAAAAACAAAUAUAAAAUAGUCAGAUUCAAGCGUUUCCAUGCUUUAUUCGUUUCCUGUUAGUUUUAAGUAUUAAGCUUUGUAGACCUGAAUCAGAUCAACAGGAAAAAAAUAAAGCACACAAAGCUCCCCCUUUACGUUUGAUUAAAAUUUAAUUCAGAUCGAGCUCAGUUAAAUCAUUUACAUGAAGGCUUUUCAGCCCAAUUGAGCCACCAAUCCAAUUCUAAAUGGAUUAUUUGAGUGCAUGUAAACAUAGCUAUUGAUGUGGGAAGAGUGUGUUGCUUUAGUGAACUCAGAGAUUUUGAUGAAAGGAUUUGAAGAAUGUGAACAGACGUAUAAUGGACGUGUACGUGAGAGACGGUAACCCCGGUUCAUCCUUUUGAAGAUGUUGUGCGGAGGCCAGCUUGACAAAUGCACUGCAGCAGCCGCGGACGCUGACGUCCAUAACGCUUAUCGUGGAGAAAUGUUUUCUACACAUCUCAAA
This is a messenger RNA of Labeo rohita (rohu), 4392 nucleotides long. RefSeq names its product transforming growth factor, beta 2 (gene tgfb2). Gene Ontology annotation, molecular function: cytokine activity; growth factor activity; type III transforming growth factor beta receptor binding. Gene Ontology annotation, biological process: BMP signaling pathway; transforming growth factor beta receptor signaling pathway; SMAD protein signal transduction. Lineage: Eukaryota; Metazoa; Chordata; Actinopteri; Cypriniformes; Cyprinidae. Bases 858 to 2093 code for a protein of 411 amino acids. The record is from RefSeq and is a predicted model, not a curated record. Gene Ontology annotation, cellular component: extracellular region. The transcript has 7 exons.